AUGGGCUUCUCUAACGCAAUUCCUUCUUCUAGGAAGGCUGACGCCAACGCACAAGACCCGUCGUCUUCGCAUUCCUCGCCUGUUCAUCAGCUGGAAGGAAAAGAUGACGAGCCGGCCGCUGUCCAUCAAGAAGAGUCGGUGGACGCCAAUAGGAAACGACCGCGCCCUUUUGGUCCAGUCGCGACAGGUGGCGGCGACACGGCGCAGGCCCUCUUCGACGGCGACGAUGCCUCCCUAGAACCGUACACGGCCGACGAAGAGAAGCAGCUGGUCCGCAAGAUCGACUUCAUGAUUAUCCCGUACCUCGCCGUAUGCUAUGCCUUCUUCUACAUUGACAAGACGACCCUGUCGUACGCGGCCAUCUUUGGCAUCCGCGAAGACCUAGACCUCGUCGGCACCGACUACAACUGGCUCUCGUCCAUGUUUUACUUUGGCUUCUUGGCCUGGGCAUUCCCAACCAACUUCCUCAUGCAGCGCCUGCCCAUCGCACGCUACCUGGGCGCCAACAUCUUCCUCUGGGGCGUGCUCCUUAUCGUCCAGGCCGGCGCCACCAACUUCGCCACCCUGGCCGUGCUGCGCGCUCUCUCCGGCGCGGCCGAGGCCUGCUCCGACCCGAGCUUCAUGCUCAUCACCUCUAUGUGGUACACACGACGCCAGCAGCCCGUCCGCAUCGGCCUCUGGUACACGGCAAACGGCUUCGGUAUCGCGCUGGGUGGCCUCUUGGGCUUUGGCAUCGGGCAGAUCCGCGGCAGCCUGCCGAGCUGGAAGUACGAGUUCAUCAUCAUCGGCAGCCUGUGCUGUGCCUGGGGCAUCACCCUGUUCCUCCUGCUUCCCGACUCGCCCGUCACCGCGCCGCUGCUGUCGGUCCGCGAGCGCCGCAUCGCCGUCGAGCGCCUGCGCGAGAACCAGACUGGGGUCGAGAACAAGCAGUUCAAGCCGUAUCAGCUGCGCGAGGCCCUGCGCGACCCCAAGACCUACCUCUUCCUCCUCAUGGGCGUGCUGCAGAACACGCCCAACGGCGGCAUCAGCAACUUUGGCACCCUCAUCAUCGAAGGGUUCGGCUUCAGCACCCUCGUGACCGCCCUCAUGCAGAUUCCCUAUGGAUGUCUCAUCGCCCUCUCCAUCCUCAGCUGUGUGUUUCUGAACGACUACUUUUCUGUCAAGCUGCGCCGCCACACCCGCUGCUGGUUCGCCGUCCUGUACACGCUGCCCAAUGUCGCCGGCGCCUUUGGGCUGCGUUUUGUCCCUACGGAUCGCCAUAUCGCCAGGUUGUGGUGCUAUUACCUGACAGGGCCUUAUAAUGCCUCUUUUGUGUUGAUUCUGAGCCUUGCUACGGCUAACACGGCUGGGCACACAAAGAAGGUCGUGACCAACGCUUUUCUCUUCCUGGGAUAUUGUAUUGGAAACAUCAUCGGCCCGUUCUUCUACAAGACCGACCAGGCCCCGACGUACCCCCUUGGGAUUGACAGCAUGAUAUUCUGCCACCUGACCGAGCUGGCGGUCAUACUCGCCUUCCGGUGCCUUCUCAGCUGGGAGAACAAGCGGCGCGAUCGGAAAAUGAGGACGAGCACGGGCAGCGAGGAAGAUGAGGCACCAAGGACGCAACCCAAUCUGGACGAGACAGCGUUCAGGGAUAUGACAGAUCGGGAGAAUCCCAAUUUUCGAUAUGUCUAUUGA
Molecule: messenger RNA, 1677 nt
Organism: Cryphonectria parasitica EP155
Lineage: Eukaryota; Fungi; Ascomycota; Sordariomycetes; Diaporthales; Cryphonectriaceae
Exons: 2
Coding region: 1-1677 (558 amino acids)
Biological process (GO): transmembrane transport
Cellular component (GO): membrane
Molecular function (GO): transmembrane transporter activity
Source: RefSeq, a predicted model, not a curated record